GGGAGACGAUUUGGCCUCAGAAUAAUCGCCACCACUCUCUCCCUCCCUCCCGUCCUCCGGAAGAAACACAAACUUAGUUCAACUGUCCACCAGCUAAUAACUAGAAAGCACGCAUUUAUAUCGCAGCAGCCUCGGCGUCUCCGCCUCCUGCCCUCCUCUAGUUCUCCACAAUUUUGCAGCCCCAUUGCUACAUUCCCCCUUUUAUUAAUAAGUUCCCUCAGGCAAUCCCUCCCUUCAUUCCCUCUCCUUCUGUCUCUGCCUCCCCUCUGCAUUUUCUUCUCUUCGUUCCCAAUCCGCUGCCAGUGAAGUUCCCGGAAAUGGCGACUGUUUUCCAGGGACUGGGAGCAACUGCAGCAAUUACUGCCGCCGCCAAUCCCCUCGAUUCCAACAAGUUCCUUCUCUCCUCGAGGAGAUCCUUCUCAGGUUUGGCUCCUGCCCUUUUCAUCCUCCUGCGUAAUUUUGCGCCUGUCCACUUGUUUGCGACCCGAAGCUGAUUUACUUUGUGAUUGCAAUUAUUGAAUCACUAUUCCUAGCCGUGGUUUGAUCCCUAGAGUGAUUGGAAUAUGGAUUCACUAUUCCUUUGGGGUUUGCUUAAACCUUGAAGUUCAUUGUGUCAAAUCAGCGCUGCGAUUGAAGGAUUUGGCAGCUUAUCUGUGUCUUUAACACUGGCCAUUGAUGAACCUAUUUUUACCCUUUUCAGCCUUGCUUUGUUUUCUGGUAGUUUUUUGUAUUCAUCUUUGUUCUCAGUGGAUUCUCCGCCCAUUGGCGCUAGUGAAGAAGUCUGAUUCCUUGCCCUGCAUUUGUUUAUCCGUCUGUCGUUGUGGAAAAGAACAUAACUUUUGUAGGUUUAGCCGAUAAUCAACAUCAUGGUUGGCUUAUUUCCUAACUUGGCGAGGGUGGUUUGUUUGAUUCAGGCAAGAAAACAAGCUUGGUCGUGGUCAGAUCUGAUGGUAGUCUGAACUUGAACACGGGCUCCAGUGCUGGAGCUCGAAGGCUUGACAAAUUAGUUACCAAUGCUGUUGCUGUAAGUGCUUCCCUCCUUUCAACCAGUUCUACCAGUCUGGCAGUCUUGAUAUAUGAGCAUUUUGUAGGAGUAGGUUAAGUGGGCUGACCUUAAAUUUUCGUGCUUUGUUUUCUGAUUUUUCCAGACUAAGGCCGAUGCUGCUGCAGCAGCAUCUGCAUCUAAACCCGGGUAUGCUUCUACUUAUGAAAGUACAACUGUGAAUAAUUUCAACCACUUGUAGCUGUUUGAUCGUAUCGUUUGUUACCUUGGGGCAAUUGUUUUGGUACUAGAACAGCAAACUGCAGAGAGUUUUAUGCUAGAAAACCAAAUUGCAUCAUAUCAGUUGUAUCAUUUCUGCCCCCGCCCAAUAACCAUUUAAGUUGCAUGCUUCAAUGUGAUGUUGUAGAAACUAGAAAGUAGAAACAUUGGCUAACAGAUGAAAGUAUGGUGGUACUACCUUUAGAGAGAUUGUUGGUCACUUAUAUAACUUUUUCCUGGCAACAAAUAUAGCCUUUACAAUACCCCCUUCCAUGAAGCUUACAAAAUCCAGAGGCUUGUGUCGUGUGCAUGCAAUAUCUGCAUAAAGAAAUUACGCAUGCUCGAAUCUAUUGGUAUAUUGUGUUUUAUGAAGAAAUGUCACAGAAACACAUUCACCAGUAGUCGGUUGUCAAGCCACUUGAUUUUGCCGGUUGUGCCUUUUUAAAAAAUUUCAAAAUGUCUUAUCGAAAUAGAUGGCUAACAAUAUAUGAAACCUAAAACAAAUGCUUGCCAAAAAAAUUUCAUGCCAUAGACUUACAAUGAGUUCGCUGAGGUGCACUUCCACUAACAUUUUGAAGCUGAUACAUACUGCAGUAUAUGCUUUCACUUGCCAUGUCUAUUAUGGAAUCUGCUUUAAUGUCCCUUAUGCUCUUUAAGUUUGCAAAGUCUUCUCGUGAAUUGCUUAUCUCAAUCUUUCUAUAACCAGACAUGAACUUCUGCUUUAUGAGGCCCUACGAGAAGGGCUAGAAGAAGAAAUGGACAGAGAUAAUCGGGUUUGUGUCAUGGGGGAAGAUGUGGGUCACUAUGGAGGUUCCUACAAGGUGACCAGAGGGCUAGCUGACAAGUUUGGGGAUCUCAGGGUUCUCGACACUCCAAUUGCUGAAAAUGCCUUCACCGGUAUGGGGAUUGGAGCUGCUAUGACUGGAUUACGCCCAAUUGUGGAAGGGAUGAAUAUGGGAUUUCUCCUUCUAGCUUUCAACCAGAUCUCAAACAACUGUGGCAUGCUCCACUACACCUCAGGUGGCCAGUUCACCAUCCCAAUCGUCAUCCGUGGGCCCGGUGGUGUUGGACGCCAGCUUGGUGCUGAGCACUCGCAGCGUCUUGAAUCGUAUUUCCAGUCCAUCCCUGGAAUCCAGAUGGUUGCAUGCUCCACUCCUUACAAUGCAAAGGGCUUGAUGAAAGCUGCAAUCCGAAGUGAGAACCCAGUGAUCCUUUUCGAGCACGUGCUGCUUUACAACCUCAAGGAAAGAAUCCCGGAUGAAGAGUACAUCUGCAAUCUGGAGGAAGCUGAGAUGGUUAGGCCAGGGGAACAUAUCACCAUCUUGACUUACUCUCGAAUGAGAUAUCACGUGAUGCAGGCUGCCAAGACUUUGGUGAACAAGGGAUACGACCCUGAAGUGAUUGACAUCAGGUCCUUGAAACCUUUCGAUCUUCACACGAUUGGGAACUCGGUGAAGAAGACGCAUCGGGUGCUGAUAGUGGAGGAAUGCAUGAGGACAGGAGGGAUUGGUGCUAGCUUGACUGCAGCAAUCAACGAGAACUUCAUCGACUAUUUGGAUGCCCCAAUCGUGUGCUUAUCUUCACAGGAUGUGCCGACACCUUAUGCUGGGACACUGGAGGAAUUCACAAUUGUGCAGCCUGCCCAGAUUGUGACGGCAGUUGAGCAGCUAUGCCAGUAACAUUGGCCCUAGCCGUUACACCAGCCAGCCGUUGUUGUGGUAGAGUUCUUAAGCAAGGGGGUAAAAGUUUCUCACUGUUGUUUUGGGUUUGUAUUAAUGGGUUUAGUUUUUACAGCUUGUUUAGCUAAUUUGUGGCUAUUGAGACUUGCAGCUGUCUUUGCUUCCUGUAGACUUGCAUGUUUCUGGUGUUUCUUUGCCUAAAACUGUUGCUUGGCGAUCUUUUUCUACUGUUUAAAUUCAUCAAAACAUUUAUACUUCUGUUGAACGCCAAGCACAUAGAAAUAAGACAGUCCAAUUUUU
Molecule: messenger RNA, 3240 nt
Organism: Linum trigynum
Lineage: Eukaryota; Viridiplantae; Streptophyta; Magnoliopsida; Malpighiales; Linaceae
Source: the annotation of a GenBank genome assembly